Molecule: messenger RNA, 819 nt
Organism: Phaeoacremonium minimum UCRPA7
Lineage: Eukaryota; Fungi; Ascomycota; Sordariomycetes; Togniniales; Togniniaceae
Product: putative ribosomal protein s15 protein
Exons: 1
Coding region: 1-819 (272 amino acids)
Biological process (GO): translation
Cellular component (GO): ribosome
Molecular function (GO): structural constituent of ribosome
Source: RefSeq, a predicted model, not a curated record
AUGAAACAAGAUCCGUACCGCUGGGCACAAGCACAACAGCGAAGAGCCGUCAACGAGAAGAGACAAGAAGAGCUACAGAAGGAACGCGAUGCUGGAUGGGGCGAUCAGGUUCAUGGCAUACCGACGCCCUUUAUCGAAUCCUUCGACUCUGCUGGACAAGCAACACUUUCAACACCACCAACAGAUGCGGAUGGAAAUCCGCUUGCUGAACCUCAUCCACUACCCACGUCUCCGCAUAUUCUCAACUACCAGGCUAGCAAGGAGGAACUAGAGGAGGCCAUUGCCACAUCUUACCAGCUGACGAGGCCUCUUGAGGUCACAUCUCGUGGCCGUGUGGACCCAGUCAAGGAGGCCGAGGAGAAGCGGAUCCAUGAAGAGAAACAUGCUCGAGCUUUGGAGGCCCUAAAGCGCCUCACAAGUAUUGAGAAUGCUAGCAGCAAAGGUCGGCUGCAUGCGAAUAUCCGAAGAUGUGUGGAGACCUUUGGUCGGCACAACACGGACAAGACAGUCCAACAGAAGCCUCCUGUUCGUGGACAGGAAGCUCGUGAACCCUUGGCUCGUGCCGGGCCUGACACGGGUAGCUCGGAGGUACAAAUUGCCAUCCUCACGGCCAAAAUCCGUGUCCUGGCCAAGGCUUUGGAGUCUGAGAAGGGCGAGAAGGACAAGCACAACAAGCGAAACUUGAGAAAUCUUUGCCACAGAAGGCAGAAGCUACUAAGAUACAUGGAGCGGAAGGAAAGAGGAAGUGGCCGAUGGACACAUAUGCUCGAGACGCUUGGUCUGACACCGGCGACGUGGAAGCAGCAGAUCACCUUUUAG